Molecule: messenger RNA, 837 nt
Organism: Lycium barbarum (goji berry)
Lineage: Eukaryota; Viridiplantae; Streptophyta; Magnoliopsida; Solanales; Solanaceae
Product: ethylene-responsive transcription factor ERF021
Exons: 1
Coding region: 1-513 (170 amino acids)
Biological process (GO): regulation of DNA-templated transcription
Molecular function (GO): DNA-binding transcription factor activity; DNA binding
Source: RefSeq, a predicted model, not a curated record
AUGGAAGAGUACAACAAGCCUAACAGAGGGGGUGGUAUAACAUCACCUUAUAGAGGUGUUAGGAAGAGGAAAUGGGGAAAAUGGGUGUCCGAAAUCCGUGAGCCAGGGAAGAAAACUAGAAUAUGGCUAGGGAGUUUUGACACACCAGAAAUGGCAGCCGCGGCAUAUGAUUCAGCUGCAUUGCACCUCAGGGGACAUGCAGCUAAGCUAAAUUUCCCAGAGUUGGUUGAUCAUCUGCCUAAACCUGCAAGUUGUAGCCCUGAUGACAUACGUUUGGCUGCCCAACAGGCUGCACUAAGAGUCAAGACCACAAAUUCUGAGGAGAUGGCAAGUUCAUCUACUAGUCAUGUAGCACCAGUGACCAUAGGACUAUCUCCAAGUCAAAUUCAAGCUAUCAAUGACUUCCCAAUGGAUUCACCAAAAAUGUGGAGUGAAGAGACAAUGUUUACUUAUGCCAACGAUUAUGAAAUGAGCGAUUACGAAGAAAUAGACGAUUGCCUUUGGGAUUCCUGAACUAACUGAUUAUAGAUUCUGAAUUCACUUAUGAAACAUUUUAGUCUAAUAUAUCGUGUGCUAUUAAGGUUCAGUAUUAUAUUUUUACGGAGAUUUAGAGUGUGAUAUUUGUACUAAUUAAUUUCCUUGGUGUGCCAUUUAACUUUGUUAUUGAUUUGUGUCAACAGACAUGAAGAACAAAUAACGCCCCUAAUUGUCUUUGUUCUCUGAGGUUGUCCUGGAGCAUCAAAGUGGGUUGGUUUUUUGACACCUCAUUUUGUGCGUUGCUCUACUAAUAUUGUAAUGAGUGAAAAAAGCUUAUUCUAAAUUGCUGUACUGCAUAGU